UGUGAAGUUGACUUUUGGUGAACUUAAAAGAACUCUGCUAUUUAGCUCCUGACCUGUAUGCCCAGACCACCCAUCUGACUUCUAUGCGAAUGGUAGGUGAGGAUGAAGUUCUGCUGAGAUUAAACUUGGAUUGUUUGAAAAGUGGGAAGAUAUUUCAGCAUAGUGCAAAAGAAGGUACAGAAGAAGGGAGCAGAAUGAGAGCUUUACAAGCGCCACAUGCCUGCAGCCUACUAUCUUUAGUGAUACUGUUCCUUCCAGUCAUUGGAACGUCAAAACAAAAUAUCCCGAGACUGAAGCUUUCCUAUAAAGACUUGCUGCUUUCAAACAGCUGCAUCCCAUUCCUGGGAUCUACAGAGGGGCUUGAUUUUCGAACCCUGCUGCUAGAUGAGGAGAGGGGCCGGCUGCUAAUUGGGGCUAAAGACCACAUCUUCCAGCUCAACUUGGUUGAUUUAAACAAAAACGUGAAAAAGAUUUACUGGCCUGCAGCAAAAGAAAAGGUAGAAUUAUGCAAAUUAGCUGGGAAAGAUGCCCAUACAGAAUGUGCCAAUUUUAUCAGGGUCCUUCAGCCCUACAACCGAACCCAUGUUUAUGUCUGUGGCACAGGAGCAUUUCACCCUCUCUGUGGAUACAUUGAACUUGGAACUCACAAAGAGGAGAUGGUGUUCCAUCUGGAUACUCAGAGCUUGGAGUCUGGCAGGUUGAAAUGCCCUUUUGAUCCUCAGCAGCCAUUUGCCUCAGUGAUGGCAGAUGAGUAUCUUUAUGCUGGAACAGCUUCUGAUUUCCUUGGCAAAGACACUGCUCUAACACGUUCUCUGGGUCCUUCUCACGACCACCAUUACAUCAGAACUGACAUUUCUGAACAUUAUUGGCUUACUGGAGCAAAAUUCAUUGGAGCUUUUCCCAUCCCAGAUACCUAUAACCCAGAUGAUGAUAAAAUCUACUUCUUUUUUCGAGAAAUAUCACAAGAUAGUGGCACAUCUGACAAGACAAUCCUUUCCAGAGUUGGGAGAGUAUGUAAGAAUGAUAUGGGAGGCCAAAGGAGCCUAAUAAACAAGUGGACAACUUUUCUGAAAGCCAGGCUUGUGUGUUCCAUACCUGGUCCUGAAGGAGCAGACACACAUUUUGAUGAGCUGCAAGAUAUAUUCUUACUUUCAACAAGAGAUGAGAGAAACCCGCUUGUAUAUGGAGUCUUCACUACAACAAGCUCUGUGUUCAAGGGCUCUGCAGUGUGUGUGUACAGCAUGGCAGACAUCAGAGCUGUGUUCAAUGGCCCUUACGCUCACAAGGAGAGUGCGGAUCAUCGGUGGGUACAGUACGAAGGUCGCAUCCCAUAUCCCAGACCUGGUACAUGUCCAAGCAAAACCUACGAUCCACUGAUAAAGUCUACCAGAGACUUCCCUGACGAAGUCAUUAGCUUUAUUAAACGCCAUCCACUGAUGUACAAAUCCGUUUACCCAGUGACGGGAGCGCCGGUGUUCACUCGGAUCAACGUGGAUUAUCGCCUGACUCAGAUUGUGGUGGAUCACGUCAUGGCAGAGGACGGGCAAUAUGAUGUUAUCUUCCUAGGAACAGACAUAGGCACAGUCCUGAAAGUUGUGAGUAUCACAAAGGAGAAGUGGACUAAGGAGGAGGUGGUCCUGGAAGAGCUGCAGAUAUUCAAGCAUCCUUCAUUUAUCUCAACCAUGGAGAUUUCUCAGAAGCAGCAACAAUUGUACAUUGGUUCCAGGGAUGGAUUGGUUCAGCUCUCUUUGCACAGAUGUCACACGUAUGGGAAGGCUUGUGCAGACUGCUGCCUUGCCAGAGACCCAUACUGUGCCUGGGAUGGAAACUCUUGUUCCAGAUAUGCCCCCACUUCUAAAAGGCGAGCCAGAAGGCAGGAUGUUAAGUAUGGAGACCCUGUUGCACAAUGUUGGGAUGUGGAAGACAGCAUUAGUCAUGAAACUGCUGAUGAAAAGGUGAUUUUUGGCAUUGAAUUUAAUUCAACUUUUCUGGAAUGUAUUCCUAAGUCCCAACAAGCCUCUAUUAGGUGGUAUAUUCAGCGCUCUGGAGAAGAACAUCGAGAAGAGCUGAAGGCUGAUGAAAGGAUCAUUAAAACAGAGCACGGGCUGCUGAUCCGCAGCUUGCAAAGAAGGGAUGCUGGAGCCUAUUUUUGCAAAGCCCAGGAGCACACCUUCAUCCAUACCAUCGUGAAGCUGAAUCUAAAUGUCAUUGAGAAUGGACAAAUGGAAAGCACUCAGAAAACUGAGGAUGAGGAGGGCCGGGUGAGGGAUUUGCUGACGGAGUCCCGGCUGAGGUACAAGGACUACAUCCAGCUCGUCAGCAGCCCCAGCUUCAGCCUGGAUGAAUACUGUGAACAGAUGUGGCACCGGGAAAAGCGGCGGCAGCGGAACAAAGGUGGUGCCAAAUGGAAGCAUGUGCAGGAGAUGAAAAAAAAGCGAAACCGAAGGCACCAUGAGCCAGCCAGGCCACCAUCGACGUAGUUUGUAAAUGCUAUUUAAAGAAAGGACAUUUUCCGUGAGAAAAAAAAUACUGUGUUCUGGUUUUGUGCAUCUUGCCUAUGAAUUAGUACCGCUUAUUGAAAUCAGAAAACUUGCCACCACUAUUAAUCUGUGUGAGACUGUACAAUGGGAUUCAGUACCAAAUGAGAUGUUCCUUAUUGGAGUACCACACACCAGGCAAUAAUUUCAAAUGUAUUCAUUAGAAAAGAUGUACACUUUUAGCUAAUUCCUGGGUAGCCUGAGGCUGCGUGAGCUGUGUUCUGUACUUCCUGCAUAAUUUUCACAUAGGAUUUAGUGUCUGUGUUCUCAUGUUAAUAUUUGCUGCCACGUUCCACCCCAGAGGUGGCUGCAUUUCAGGGGAGGGCAGAUGUAUUUCCAGUCCUUUGGCAUCUUUCUAAAUAAGAAGCAUGGUAGAAAUGUGUGACAGAUCUGCAAAAAUACCCUCUAAUUUACCCACUGGGCUUCUAUACAGGCACAUGGGUGAGCUUUGCUAGCACAGAGGCACAGCAAAAAAUCAAAUUAAGUUUUGGCUUAGGGACAGUAUUCAUUCUCCCCAUAAAAAAGUGAAAGCAUAAUCAUGGUUUAAGAGAGGGGAAUUAUUGAGCAUUACUCAUUAGAGUUUGAGUAGCCACCAGUUUGCAGUCCAUCUGCUGAAAUGAAAUGUUGACUCUAAUUGAAAUUGCCACCGAGAUGUUUGGGAGUAAAUUUCCUAAGUGGUCCAUGGGAGGUAUGUGCACAAAUCCUAUUAACAGAUAAUGGGAUUCCUGCCUACACCUCUCCUAUGUCUCAAAACGUCUGACUCUGACUGUUUCUCUGGCCCUUUGCUGGCUUUGUUUUAUACAGAGGAAAAGAAGAUUAAAAGACAACAACAAGGCUAAAAUGAAAGACGAUGAGGGAAAAUAUUUAGUUGCUGAGACCAGUGCUCUUAACACAGAGCUGACAUUCCUCAGAUGUGUGCAUUCUUUGGGAUUUUCUCUCAAAGGUCCUAUGUAUUUUAAGUUGAAAAUUUGCAUUGUUGGAAUUAAUACUUUUAUUAUAAUUAAAUAAGAGAUGUCCAUGUGUAAAUAAAACUUGUAAGUUAGAAAUUUGCUAUAUGACAUAACUUCAUUUGUAAAUUGUUCCUUGUUCCUUGGUUUGUGUUUUGGGUUUAAUAAUGUAAAUUUUUCCACAUAAGUAAGAAACACUGGCCUCAUUCUUGUCUACUUUACAUCAAUAUGAUUUCAUUGAUUUUAUUCCUGAUAUGCAGCAACAAACACAAGCUCAAAAUCAGGCCUACUGUCUCCUCAUAUGAGUCACAGCCCUCCCUCUUCCAUCUAACCUCCCUCCGUUUUGCCUUUCACGCCUUUCUGAGUGUGAAAUGACAAAUUAGCCACUUCCUCACAUGGAAGAGAGCUUUGAUGGAUACCAAAACGACAGACUUUACUUGUUUCUCAUGCAUUCUACAGAACUUGGGAGCAAAAUCUGUGGGAAACCCGUGCAAUUGAUGUGCGCCUCAUUAAGGGACCAAAACUGUUGGCUCUGAAGCCCUUGCCCAUGCUGGUGUUUGUGUGCACAUUCAGUCGCAGAUCUAUAAUUGUGAAGGUCCAAUUUGCAUCGUUGUUCAUUUCCUCUCUGUUCAAAGUCAGAUAUGAGUAUGUGUUUGUCAGAUUUCAGAAAGGAAUCUCAGCUUACCCGCGUUUCUUGUAAAACCCCAAAGCUGCCUUUGCAUGUGUUGUACAAAAGCCAGCGGGACCGUAUGACAUUAAUUUUAGAUGCUUUUUUAAUAGGAGAUGUAUGGGUUAAUUAGGAGAUAUUAGAUAGCAUGCAUACAAUGCUUUGAUAGUGUAAAGCACUGAGUGCUAAAUAUUGUAAAAUACAUCUGUGGGGAGAAGGGAAUUUCUCAGCACAGGACCUUUAAUCAGCAGAUAGACUGAUGCUGAAGAUACUAACCAGUUGUACAGUACUUUGAGAACAUGCAGAGAACUUUUUGGUAUUUUUGCUGCAAAAAAAUGUAGGCCAGGCAUUUCACAAGAGGCUCAUCAAUUUGGGUACCUUGAUUUUAAGGCCAAUUAAGACUACUAAAAGGAAAUAUGGGGGGAGUAUUAAACUGCUGCAUAUAAAGUACAGGGAUACUUAAUAUUCUUGGCUGUAGGGUUAUGCUGUCUCUAGCCAGAACCUGCCCAGUUAUUCCUUAUUAGAUUUUUAUCAGUCCACAAAGUCCCAUUUCUCUGACUUGGACAUUAAGGAAAUGAAUGGAACCACACCAAGGCUGUGGAAUAACAGGUGGGCUGCAUUUUUAUGCACUGGCAAAGGAUCUAUUCAUCAGUGGUGACGUAGUACUUCAAUUACUGAAUGUCAGAUAACUCUCAUCACAUUCGCCCACUUCAUAAGAAAAAGCAAAGCAAGGUCUUCUAUCACAGUUUUUCUCCUCCAUGAAAACUAAAUCAUAUGAUUUAUGUUAAGAUAUGAUUGGGGGGUUGUAUUCUACAAAUGAACCUCCCCGGCUGACUUUACUAGAAGUCUGGGAUGAGGGUCUCCAUGCUGGGAACAUUAGACUUAAAUGGUUGAAUUAAAAUGUUAUUGCUCUUAAAAAACACUUUCAUUUCUUUUAUUUCAAGUGUUCUUGCCAUGAGAUUCUUCUUAAAGAAAUGACCUCAUCAGUCUGGGGUACAGUGGUAGCAUAAAACCCCAGGUGAGAUAUAAGACCUUUUCCAUCAUGGGAAAUAAAUUCAAUAUCCUCCAAAA
Messenger RNA from Pipra filicauda (Wire-tailed manakin), 5222 nucleotides. It is a transcript of the gene SEMA3D, whose product is annotated as semaphorin 3D. The coding region runs from base 84 to 2480 and encodes 798 amino acids. Lineage: Eukaryota; Metazoa; Chordata; Aves; Passeriformes; Pipridae. The record is from RefSeq and is a predicted model, not a curated record. Gene Ontology annotation, molecular function: semaphorin receptor binding; chemorepellent activity. The transcript has 18 exons. Gene Ontology annotation, biological process: negative chemotaxis; neural crest cell migration; negative regulation of axon extension involved in axon guidance.